This is a messenger RNA of Dipodomys spectabilis (banner-tailed kangaroo rat), 1397 nucleotides long. RefSeq names its product proline rich and Gla domain 4 (gene Prrg4). Gene Ontology annotation, molecular function: calcium ion binding. Lineage: Eukaryota; Metazoa; Chordata; Mammalia; Rodentia; Heteromyidae. The coding region runs from base 274 to 954 and encodes 226 amino acids. The record is from RefSeq and is a predicted model, not a curated record. The transcript is spliced from 6 exons. Gene Ontology annotation, cellular component: extracellular region.
GAUCCCCCUCCCCGACAGCCGCCGGAGACGCAGGCCGGAGCUCGGCCGGGCGGUGCCAGAUCCCCGCGCGCUCCUCCGCGGACCCUCGGCGCUCACAGCGCGCAGAGUCCGGCACUGCGGAGCGCGAGAGCCUGAGUGUGGCCGAGAGUUAAAGGGGGCCGCCGGAGACAAAAGGGCCUGGAGGCUUUAAGGACAACCCAACCCCGGGGCUCCGGCCCGGGAACUGCUGGAACAUGUGCGGGAGAGCUCAGUUUCCCUGACAGUCGUCAGACUAUGUUUUCACUUCUGAUUCUACUCAGCCAACUGCCCCUAGCUACCUUCGCGUUUCCUCAUUGCGCAAGAACUCUGAAGGAUGCCAGGCAUGCUGGAGAAGAAGUCUUUAAAUCAAAAGAAGAAGCAAAUUUUUUCAUUCAUCGCCGCCUCCUAUACAAUAGAUUUGAUUUGGAGCUCUUCACCCCAGGUGACCUAGAAAGAGAGUGCUAUGAAGAACUCUGCAAUUAUGAGGAAGCCAGAGAGAUUUUCGUGGAUGAAGAUAAAACGAUGACAUUUUGGCAGGAAUAUUCGAUUAAAGGACCAACCACAAAAUCAGAUGUCAACAGAGAGAAAAUUGAUGUUAUGGGUCUUCUGACUGGACUAAUUGCUGCUGGAGUAUUUUUGGUUAUUUUUGGAUUACUUGGCUACUAUUUUUGUAUCACCAAGUGUAAUAGGCAACCAGACUUGUGUUCUUCAGCUAUGUAUGCAAGAAGCAACCACCAUACUCCUUCCAUCAUUUUCAGAAGACCAGAGGAGGCUGUUUUGUCUCGAUCACCAUCGUUAGAGGACACAGGAUUACCUUCUUAUGAACAGGCAGUGGCACUGACCAGAAAACACAAUGUCUCACCUCCACCACCAUAUCCUGGGCCAGAGAAAGGAUUUAGGGUAUUUAAAAAGUCUAUGUCACUCCCAUCUCACUAAGCCCACCUCACCAUCUUGCUCUAGGAAACACAUGUUUUUGAAUAGCUUGUCUUCCCUGAACCAAAAGGACAAAAGGUCUGUUUUUAGCUCUUCAUUAUGGACAGUGAAGAAUAAAGGAUGAGUAAGCACUUGAAUGGCAUCAGGGAUCCAUUUGCAACUUGAAGCUGAACUUGAUCAGUUUGAUAAUGAUAAGACUUUGACUCCCGAUCUUUGAAGAUAAAAGAAAAACUACAUUUGUGUAAUGAGCUUUUGGUUGGUUGGUUUUUGUUUUGUUUUGUUCUUGGUGCUAAGGAUUAAACCCACGACCUUGAGCGACUCCACUAUUGAGCUACAGUCGCAGCCUCUAGAAUAUGUAUCUUAAUGGUUCAAAACCCUUCAUGAGGCUGGGAAUAUGGCUUAAUGGUAGAGUGUUUGCCUCGUAUGCAUGAAGCUCUGGGUUCUAU